AUGUAAGGUCAAGGCCGUGAAUUAAAGCCUUAAGGCAUUGAUGUGUCCCCGUCUCAAAAGGAUCGUGACUUAGCUAUUGACAAAGAUGGAAAUAAAUAUCAAGCUGAUGAUUAAACCAGUGCUUUAUUAAAAGCUAUUAAUGACAAGAUAAAAGAAAAGAAUGCCAAGAAGAAUCCUCCAAUGGUCCCAUACAAAAAAAUUCUUCUUACAUUUGCAGAUAGAACUGAUAGGCUUUUCUUAACUAUAGGGUUUAGUUCUGCAAUACUCUGUGGACUAGGACUUCCAUCCUUUGUGUUUCUUUUCGGUGAUAUUGCAGAUAGCUUCUAAGGGUUCAUGCCCGUCAAUGAGAUUCUAGAUAGAAUUACAAACGUAGCAAUGAUUUUGACUUUGAUCGGUCUUGGUGUUUGGGUAUUUAGUUACUUAUUCUUCUCAUUCCUCAUUAUUGCUUCAGAAAGAAUUGGAUAAAAGACCAGAUGCAUGUACUUGCAAGCUAUCUUAAGACAAGAAAUUUCCUGGUUUGAUGAGAUCAACACGUCACAACUCUCUUCUAGACUUGGCAAGGAAUGCUAAGCUAUUUAGAGAGCAAUUGGAGAAAAAAUAGGAACAAUUGUCAUGGCCUUUGCAAUGUCUUGUUCAGGUUUAUUCUUUGCAUUUUUCAAAGGUGCUUAUUUCAGUGCCUUUCUUAUGUGCUACUUUCCAUUAAUGUUCUUUAUGAGCAUGGUCAUCACCAUAGCUUUUUCAAAAGGCUUCUCAGAGAAUAUGAAAGCUUAUGGUUAGAGUGCCGGAUAUGCAGAGCAGGCUUUGAAUGCAAUAAAAGUUGUAUUUGCUUUUGGCUAAGAAGAGACAGAGAUUAAAAAUUAUGAGAAAUACUUGAUGAAAGCAAGGAAAACUGGUAUCAAGACUCAUUUUACUGGUGCUUUAGCUAUAGGAGGAUUCUUUUUAUCAUUAUAUGGAUACUACUCUUAUUCAUUCUAUAUUGGAAGCUUUAUGGUAACAGAGUCUAUUGAAAAUAUAAACAGUAAAAAGAUUUACACAUCAGGUGAUGUAAUGGCAUGCUUCCUUGGUUUAGUCUAUGGAAUAUUUUCUCUAGGUCUAGCUGCCCCAAAUUUUAAAGCUUUGACUGAGGGUAGAGUAGCAGGAAAAAUGGCUUAUGAAAUAAUUGAAAGAGUUCCCAAAAUUAAUCUAGAUGACCCACAAGCUGAGUAAUGUGAAAAUUUAACUGGCUAGAUUGAGUUUAAGAAUGUUACAUUCUCAUAUCCAACUAGACCAGAAUAGAAAAUACUAGACGAUUUCAGUGCUGUUUUUGAAGAGGGAAAGACAACAGCCCUAGUAGGAGCGUCAGGCUCAGGAAAAAGUACUAUAGUUUAAUUGAUUGAGAGAUUUUAUGAUCCAGAUCAUGGAAGUGUUUAUGUGGAUGGAAAAAAUCUAAAUAAGAUCAAUUUGAGGAAAUUUAGAGAAAAGAUUGGAUAUGUUGGUUAAGAGCCUGUAUUGUUCAAUAUGUCAAUAAAAGAGAACAUUCUCUACGGAAAUCCGAAUGCCUCUAAUGAAGAAGUCAUCUAAGCAUUGAAAUCAGCAAAUGCAUGGGACUUUAUUUAGGAAAAAAUGAUUCAAAAUGGAAUAGACACUAAUGUUGGUAACUCAGGAGGUUAAUUAUCAGGAGGCUAAAAGCAAAGGUUAGCUAUUGCUAGAGCGUUUAUCAAGAAACCCAAGAUCCUAUUGCUUGAUGAAGCCACUAGUGCUCUUGACAAAAAGAAUGAGAAAGAAGUAUAGGCUGCUAUUGAUAAGAUCAGACAAGAAUUAGGCUCAGUUACUACGAUUGUUGUAGCUCAUAGACUUUCAACAAUCAAGGAGGCGGAUAAAAUUAUAGUGAUGUAGAAAGGUAAAAUAAAGGAGGUAGGAACACACAGAUCUUUAAUAAGUGAAUAUCCAGAAGGAAUAUACUCAAAAUUUGUGAAAGAGCAAGAGUAAGCUGAGCAACACGUUGACAUGAAUGAUAAUUCUUAGGAAAUUCAGGAAGAAUAAGAAUAAUAGAAGAUCAUUUCUUAAGUUAAUUAUUCUGACAACAGUGCAACAGUUGUGAUAAAGAAAAAGACUUAAAAAGAACUUGACCUUGAAAAACUUGAAUUAGAUAUGAAAGUAAAAGUUGAUUAGCAAGAUCAAUUAAGAGAUGAUAAAGAAGCUCAAUUCAUGAAAAGCUAAGGUAAAAAGUCUUAAUUCUCAAGAUUACUUGUUUACAACAGACCUAGAAUAAAUAUCUUUAUUGGUAUAUUUGUCUCUAUAGCUUAAGGUGGUCUCAUGCCUAUAUUUGGAGGAGUAAUGGCAAAAAUGCUGUUUGUAUUAAUGGAAGUCUAAGAUCUUGGAUAAAUGAGAAAGGAAUCCAAUUAUUGGUGCGCAAUUAUGCUAAUUAUGGCAUGUGGUGCUUUUCUUACAGGUUUCAGUUAGAAAUUUUCCUUUGGAAUAAUUGGUGAGAAUGUUACAGCCAAUAUAAGAAAAGGUCUCUAUAGAAAAAUAAUAGAAAAACACUAAGGUUGGUUUGAUGAAAGAGAUAACGCUCCAGGAGUACUAACUUCAACUCUAGCUAGUGAUGCUUAAAUUAUAAACGGAGUUUCAACUGAGGGGCUAGGGUCUAUUCUCGAAGCUAUUUGUGCUGUUCUUGCUGGAAUAGGCAUCGGCUUUUAUUUCUCUUGGAGAAUGUCGCUAGUCUGCAUUGGCUGCACACCUUUCAUAGUGAUUAGUGGAUAUAUGGGAGCUAAAUUCUAAUAAGGAUUGAGUGUAGAAUCAGCAGAUUCACAUAAAUUUGCAAAUUUACUAGCAGGGGAUGCCAUUAUGAAUUAUAGAACAGUUGCAAGUUUUGCUCAUGAGCAGUAAAUCGUCAAAGAUUUUGAAACCCUUCUAAAUGAACCAAGGAAGAAGGCUGUAAAGCAGGCAAAUUUCAUUGGUGGCUCUUAUGGAUUUUCGUAAUUUGUUUUAUAUGGUGUAAUAGCGACUUUGUUCUACGCUGGUGCAUAAUUUCUAAAUGCCUAUAACGAAAAUCCACUUCACAUGUUUAUCACAAUAUUCGCUAUGAUGUUUGGUGCUCUUGAAAGUGGCUAAGCUUAAUAAUUUGGUCCAGAUAUGGGUAAAGCUAAAUAAGCAGCAACUAAAAUUCUCAAAAUAAUGGACUAAGACACUUAAAUCACUUCUUUAAGACCAAAAGAUGAAGAAAUUGUGAUUAAUUCUGAAAAAUUCAUUGGAGAAAUAGAAUUUAAAAACGUCUGGUUUAGAUAUCCUUCUAGAAAGAAUGAUUGGGUGCUAAAAGGACUCAAUCUAAAAAUCAGACCUAAUGAAACUGUGGCUCUAGUAGGAGAAUCAGGAUGUGGAAAAAGUACAACAGUAUCUCUUCUUUUGAGAUUCUAUGAUCCAGAUCUUGGAUCAAUUACUAUUGAUGGAAUUGACAUUAAGCAAUACAAUUUGAGAUCUCUAAGACAAACAAUGGGACUUGUAAUGCAAGAGCCUACUUUAUUCAAUUACAGCAUACAAGAAAAUAUUCUUUAUGGUAACUUAAGUGCCAAAAACUCAGAAAUAAGAGAAGCUGCUUAGGUAGCAAAUGCUUUAGAAUUUAUAGAGAGUUAGCAGAUUCUAUAAUUUGAUGAAAGCUGUGAGGGUUUAUUCAAGGAAUUUAAGAACAGAUUUGAAACAAUAGUCAAAGUUAUUGGCGAGAAAGAAUAUGCCAGCAUGAUGGUCGAUCUAUAAUCCCUAGUUAAAGACGAAAUUAAGAAAGGCUAAUUUAAGGCAGUUGAAGGAGACAUAGACACCAGACAAUAAUAAGAGCUUUUUGAUAUUCAGCUGAGCUAGGGUUUUAAGAUUGAUUGUGGUCUCAGAGGUAGUAAGUUAUCUGGAGGAUAAAAGCAAAGAAUAGCAAUCGCUAGAGCUAUUAUUAGAAAACCAAGAAUUCUAAUUCUUGACGAAGCCACUUCAGCUCUUGAUGAGGAGUCCCAAAAGAAGGUUUAAAUUGCCCUUGAUAAUAUUAUGAUCGAGAGGACUUCUAUUGUUAUAGCCCAUAGACUAAGUACAGUAGAAAAAUGCGACAGAGUAGUGGUGCUUGAGAGUGGAAAUUUAGUAGAGGAAGGUAAGUUCCAAGAACUCAAAAACAAAGAAGGUGGUUACUUCGCAUAAUUAGCUUCUGGAAUGCAAAAGAAUACCGGUGCAUAGACUUAGAACAAAGAAGAGUGA
Molecule: messenger RNA, 4212 nt
Organism: Stylonychia lemnae
Lineage: Eukaryota; Ciliophora; Spirotrichea; Sporadotrichida; Oxytrichidae
Source: the annotation of a GenBank genome assembly